AUGCCGUGGUCGUUCGUGCUGCCUCAGGCCAUCACCACCUCGCCACUCCUUGCGGUCGCAACGCCCAUCACGAUCGGCACAGCGUCUGCGCUGCUCACCAAUCGCAAGAAGACGAACGAGACCUACGGUCAGCUCCGCCAACCACCGCUCCACCCCCCGGCGUGGCUCUUCGGCCCGGCCUGGACCCUUCUAUACGGGCUGAUGGGCUACGCCUCGCACCACGCAACCGUUACCGCGUCGCAGUCGCUCUCGCACGCCGUCCAUGCCGCCAACCGGUCCGCACAGACGCUAUACACCACGCAGCUGGCGCUCAACUUCCUGUGGAUGCCGCUGUUCUUCGGGCUGGGCAGGCCCGCGGCCGCGCUGGGCGACAUGACCCUGCUGAUGGGUAACGUCACGCUGCUGCUGGCCAACUGGUGGGAUGCCGACCGCACGGCGUUCUGGCUGAUGACUCCGUAUUACGUGUGGCUCGGCUACGCAGCGUAUUUGAAUGCGGGCGUGGGGUGGUUGAACGGGUGGACAUUGCCUAAGAAGCACCCGCGGUCGGAGUAG
Penicillium canariense is the source of this 552-nucleotide messenger RNA. Its product is annotated as TspO/MBR family protein. The record is from RefSeq and is a predicted model, not a curated record. The transcript has 2 exons. Lineage: Eukaryota; Fungi; Ascomycota; Eurotiomycetes; Eurotiales; Aspergillaceae. The coding region runs from base 1 to 552 and encodes 183 amino acids. Gene Ontology annotation, cellular component: mitochondrial outer membrane.